AUGGGAAUUAAAUGCUCAAAUUAGUCAAAGAAAAUUAAAUCAAUAAAUAAGUAAGUAAUUUCUCAUUAUUGAAUAGUGGUCAACAAAAUCAAAUAAAGCAAUAGAAUAGUUAAGAAUAAAAUAUUUCAGAAUGUGAAUGCCUGAUCUGGGAUGAAAUUAACUCCAGAUUCUUUCCAAAAGUAAUCUAAAUGUCAUUAAAUAAUAAAAAUGAGACUUAGUACAUUUUAGAUGGAUAAAUUCUUAGAAUGUAAAUAGUCUAACUAAAACUAUUAGAAAUGAUAAAAACGAAUUUUCUCCGUCACUCUUAUAAAUGGCUAAUUUAGAAUAGAUCAAAUAUUUGAAAUGGGUGAAAAAAAUAGGAUUCAAUCCCUAAAAUUUAAAAAAAACUAUUGCUAUGUGGAAUGGUGAAAUUCUAUUUGAAACUGGUGGAUUUUACUCUGUAAUUGAACUAAAACAAGGUUUAUGGAAACAACUCAUCCCAAAUUAUUGGACGUAAGAUAUUCUUUGUUUAUUAUCAUUAAUAGCAAAGCCAAAGUUUAUGAAAUUGGAGAAUACCAAAACAAUUUGAAAAAAGGAAUGUGGAUUUAUUUAUAUGAGAAUAAGAAAAUGUAUAUUUACAAUGUUUCUUUAGUGGUGGUGGAAGCUACGACGAAUUAGGUUAAAAAAAUGGUAAAUGGAGAGAUUUGAGCGAUAUAUAUUGGGAGUAUUGUGUUGAUUAAUUAUUAAAUAAUAAGUUUAGGGUAAGUAACUUAUGAU
Messenger RNA from Paramecium octaurelia, 756 nucleotides. The record is from the annotation of a GenBank genome assembly. Lineage: Eukaryota; Ciliophora; Oligohymenophorea; Peniculida; Parameciidae.